AUGAACCCCCUCCUCCAGAAGAACAAGGUCGACGUUAAGUCACUCUCCCCCGAGGAGCAGCGCCUUUUCCGCCUCUACGGCAAGCUACCAUCCCGCUCCGACCACUUCGCCAAGCAUCUCAAAGACCGCAAAUACUUCGACUCUGGAGAUUAUGCCAUGUCCAAGGCUGGCAAAGGCGACGGCGUCGAUGCAGGCGCCGUAGGCUCGCAGCAUCCCGUACCAGAAAACAUCCCCCACCUUUCGUCUCCUAUCGGCGGACCUGGCAGUGUGCCGAAGCACCUUGGAGCCAUUCCCGGUGGCAUUCAAGCUGGAAGCCCAGUCAAGGAGAGCAGCUUCCUUCAUCGCGAAACAACACUCGAGGGACAGCAGACCCCAGAGACCGGCGACGCUGCGGCCGUAGAGGCGCCUGAAACAAGGGCAGCCCCGACAAACGAGCCACUCGCAGGCGGAGCCGGAAUUCCCAUCCGAAGAUAG
Messenger RNA from [Torrubiella] hemipterigena, 474 nucleotides. The record is from the annotation of a GenBank genome assembly. Lineage: Eukaryota; Fungi; Ascomycota; Sordariomycetes; Hypocreales; Clavicipitaceae.